Molecule: messenger RNA, 1734 nt
Organism: Ilex paraguariensis (yerba mate)
Lineage: Eukaryota; Viridiplantae; Streptophyta; Magnoliopsida; Aquifoliales; Aquifoliaceae
Source: the annotation of a GenBank genome assembly
AUGCAAUUGGACAAGCUCCGCCACCUCAAGGUCAUGCAGGAAGGUAUACAGCUUCCAACAAUUGUGGUGGUUGGUGACCAAUCGUCCGGAAAGUCCAGUGUUCUUGAAUCACUUGCUGGCAUCAACCUUCCACGAGGCCAAGGCAUUUGCACUAGGGUGCCACUCAUAAUGAGGCUUCAGCAUCACUCAGAUCCUCUCCCGGAGCUUCACUUGGAGUUUCUGGGCAGAACUGUCCAGACUGAUGAGACCCAUAUUUCUGAUGCCAUAAAUCAAGCAACUGAUGAGAUUGCUGGCUCUGGUAAAGUUGUGAAGAAAAAUGGCGUACCUGAUCUUACAAUGGUUGAUUUGCCUGGAAUCACUAGGGUGCCUGUUCAUGGGCAGCCUGAUGAUAUAUAUGAGCAGAUAUCAGCCAUAAUAACAGAGUACAUAAAACCAGAGGAGAGCAUUAUCUUGAAUGUUUUGUCUGCAACUGUUGAUUUUCCGACUUGUGAAUCCAUUAGGAUGUCACAGCGUGUGGACAAGACCGGCCUGAGAACUCUGGCUGUUGUUACCAAAGCCGACAAAGCUCCCGAAGGUCUGCUAAAUAAAGUAGAGGCAGAUGAUGUGAAUAUCGGGCUUGGCUAUGUGUGCGUUAGGAAUCGCAUAGGCGAUGAAUCGUAUGAUGAAGCUCGAAAGGAAGAAGCUAAUUUAUUCGAAACCCACCCGCUUCUCUCAAAGUUUGACAAAUCUAUUGUGGGUAUUCCAGUUCUGGCCCAAAAGUUGGUGCGAAUUCAAGCUACAAUAAUAGCAAAAUGCUUGCCAGAGAUUGUUAGAAAGAUCAAUGACAAGCUCAGUGCAAACAGGUCAGAACUCACCAGAAUGCCCCAGAAUCUGACUUCUGUUCCAGAAGCAAUGUCUGCUUUGAUGCAGAUUAUUGGUUCCUCCGUGGAGACUCUUAGGAAAGUUCUCUUGAGAGGUGAGUUCGAGGAAUACCCAGAUGACAAACACAUGCAUUGCACUGCUCGUCUUGAAUUGGAAAACAGUUCAGAAGAUAACUACAAGGACAAUUUUCUAAUGGAGGAGAUACGAGUUCUUGAGGAAACCAGAGGCAUUUGGCUACCAAAUUUCCUUCCUCGCGCGGCUUUUCUCAUGAUCCUGCAGAACAAAGUAAAGGAGAUAUCUGGAGCACCGGUUGAGUUUGUCUCUAAAGUAUGGGAGUACAUUGAGAAAGUGGUGGUUGCUGUUUUAAAGCGUCACUCUGAACAUUAUCCACAGCUGGAGUCAUCUACAAGAAGAGCAGCCCAGAACCUUAUUGCCAAGAGGAAGGAUAUGUCUGCUGAUCGAGUGGCGGAGAUAAUUGAGAUGGAGAAGAUCAUAGAUUAUACUUGCGAUCCUGAAUAUCUGACAGUAUGGGUUGAAGUUGGGCAUUUAAAGUCCUUCCCUAGUAUUAGAGACCAAGCAUUUGACAUAAAAAUGAGGAUUACAGCAUACUGGAAGAUUGUUCUUAAAAGACUCGUUGAUUCCAUGGCUCUGAACCUACAGUUCAGUGUUAAUAAUCUGGUGAACAUGGACAUGGAGAAAGAGAUAUUGACUGAACUCAUGGAUCCUCAUGGUGGUGGACUUGAAAGGUUGCUAGAAGAAUCGCAUUCGGUGGCCACAAAGCGUGAGAGAUUGAACAAAAGUAUCAAGCUGCUGAAGGACUCUAAGGAAGUUGUUGCUAAGGUCAUGGACAGAAUUGCCUUCAAUGCUGAUUAG